AUGGGUUGGCUGAAUGGUGUCAAUAUCAGUAGAACUGAGGUUAUAGAUAGGCUGAGUUAUGUUGAUAUUGGUAGUAUUGAGGCUAUGAAGAGGUUGAAUAAUAUUGGUGUCGGCAAGAUUAAGGCUAUAAGUGGUCAGGAUAUUGGUGCUAGCGGUAUUGGCUACAUUAAGAUUAUGAGUGGUAUUGAUGUUGGUAGCAUUAAGGAUAUGAGUAGCGGUAUUAAGGUUGGCGGCACUAGUGUUGGAGUUUUGGACAAUAGAUAUUACAGGA
Molecule: messenger RNA, 271 nt
Organism: Dentiscutata erythropus
Lineage: Eukaryota; Fungi; Glomeromycota; Glomeromycetes; Diversisporales; Gigasporaceae
Source: the annotation of a GenBank genome assembly